AUGUACCAUGCCAACACAGAACCUCCAAAAUUGAGCAGGGAGGAGCAGCGAGGGAGGGGAGCCCUCCUGCAAGACAUCUGUAAAGGGGCCAAGUUGAAAAAGGUGACCCAGAUCAAUGACCGGAGUGCACCUGUUAUUGAAAAAUCCAAGGGCAGUGGCAGCUACAGCUCUGGUGCAUCUCCCCUGCAACCAAAGGGAGGCCUCUUCCAAGGUGGUGUCCCCAAGCUUCGACCUGUGGGUGUAAAAGACAGUUCAGUUUCAGACAGCCCAUCUGGAAAACAGUCACUCCAGGUUCCUGGGUCUAGAGCCGCUGCACCACGGCCUCCAGUUUCUGCCUCUAGCAGCCGACCCCAAGAUGACGCUGAUAAUAGCCAGGCUUCUCCGCCAGAGCUUCCCCGCUUGCAGAGACCUUCCUUGCCAGACCUCUCACGGCCAAACAGUGCCAGCAGUACUGGCAUGAAACACAGCUCAUCUGCCCCACCGCCUCCCCCACCAGGACGUAGAGCCAAUGCACCCCCUGCUCCCCCUUCCAUUCACAACAACAAAGCACUUUCCUACAACCGUGAGAAGCCAUUGCCACCAACUCCUGGACAGCGACUCCCAGGCAGUCGGGAUGGGCCACCAGCUCCUCCCAUCAAGCCUCCGCCUUCUCCUGUGAACAUUCGAAUGGGGCCAACAAGUCAAGGCCAGUCCUUGGCACCCCCUCCUCCACCUUACCGGCAGCCGCCUGGUGUCCCCAAUGGCCCUGCCAGCCCCACCAAUGAAUCUGCCCCUGAGCUUCCACAGAGACAUAAUUCCUUGCAUAGAAAGACGCCUGGGCGGGGCAUGGCUCCUCCCCCACCCCCAUCAGCCUCCCCUUCUUUACAAAGCAAUCGCCCCCCACCUCCUGCCCGUGAUCCUCCAAGCCGGAGUGCAGCCCCUCCACCACCCAUGAUCCGAAAUGGUGGUAGAGAUGCACCUCCCCCUCCCCCACCCUAUAGAAUGCAUGGGUCUUCGGAUCCCACGAGCCGCGGGAAACCGCCCCCACCACCUACCAGAACGCCUGUUGGACCACCACCUCCUCCCCCACCAAUGAGAAAUGGACAUCGGGAUUCCAUCUCCACAGUCAGAUCAUUCUUGGAUGAUUUUGAGUCCAAAUACUCUUUCCAUCCAGUUGAAGACUUCCCAGCUCCCGAGGAGUUCAAGCACUUCCAGAGAAUUUAUCCCAGUAAAACUAACAGAGCUACUCGUGGGGCCCCACCUCUACCUCCGAUCCCCAGGUGAAAAACAGCAGUGGACCAUCAUUGCACAGCACCAAAACAAAUGGACCUGUGUUCUUUUUAUAUGUUUGUCUCCCUUCUCAUCCCUGAGAAACCUGCAUGAGAAACACAUUUUUGCUGUUGGUUUUAUCCCUUCUCCUCAUCCUUCCAACUGUUGUGAGAACCUGGAUGAAUUCGCCAUUACUCACUUCCAUCUACGCGUUUCAUUCCUGGGCUCGAAAGGACCUGUUGGUACAGCUGGGUGAGAACCUUCGUCUGCAGAUUUGUGCUGGUUUCUCGCUUUCCUUAUCAAUCCUGUCAUGGAGGGAGAGCUCCCGGUUCAUACAUUGCUGCUGUCCGUGAACAAAGGCACAAUGACUGUUCCCCAACAAAGCAAGUGAAACAGGACAGUUUUUGAACUGUGGACCUAGUUGAAAUACCUGUUUCUAGAUCCUUGCCCUAGUGUAUGGGAUGGAAAUGGCCAUACUUUGGGGAGAUGGGGGAAUUCUGAUUUUUUGUUUUUAAAGAGGUGCAACAUUUAAAAGUACUGAAUUAGCUAUUCUACUUUCAAAUGCAAACACUACAUAUUAACAAACUGUGUAACUUAAAGAGGGGAGGGAAGAAAAUGAAAACAACCCUUGGAGUACAUUCUAAAUGGGAAAUGUUGACACUACAUAAAUGUGCCAGUAUCUAUGGCUGUUAUAAGAAAAAUUCAGGGUACAGAGCAGUUGCUCUCUUUAUAUUGUGGUCCAGAGUCAUCACCUUCUCCAUGUAUGGCGGCUGCUCUGAAUAGCUGCUGGCUUCCCAGGCGAAGCUGCUAUGACUUUUAAAGAUGCUGCUCUUCUACAGUGUAAAAGAAACAGGCACCACUUAUGAACAGACCUUUACAUCUGGGGGCCACCACUGCCAUGUGUUGUGUUAAUAAGCAGUACAGUGGUAGGGAAGGUUGGGGCAAUAGCAGUCAUGAAGCACAAUGAACUGUGCAAGAACAGGCAAAGACAAAUUUGACAAACUGGCUGGAUUAGCAGUGCAGUUUAUUGGAAGAAUGAUGAGAGUAGAUACUGUAGCAAUGGAAGACUGUGAUUUAGGCCCCUUGUUUUGACCAUGUCUGCGUUUUGUCAGGAGAUCAUUCCUUCCUCCUCUCAAGACAAAGGCACGUUCCCCUCUUACCUCCCUUGUGCAAUCAAUAUUUUUGAAUUUGACCUGUUUUAAGUAUUCAUCCUUCCAGCAGCAGGCAUGGACGGCUUACCCUUAUGCUGAUGGGUGAUGGGCACUGACUGCCUCUCCACCUCAAGGAGGACAUCAAAUUGGGAAGCAUCCAGUUCUGCUUUUGAGUACUAGACUAUACCUGACAGGAUAUCACUCCUAAUAAGUGUGUUUAAUGUAAUACAAAAAUUAAAAUGCUUAAUUGAUAAAUCAUCUAUUCUAAUUGAAGGUUGAUCACUACUAGUUGCAAAGUUACUUUGAGGGUUGGGGACCUGAGACCUUGCUGCAUGUUUUGAUGCAUCCAUUGUGUGCCAUUGACAUUGUUCUCCGUGAUUCUUGCAUAUGACAAGCAGGGUUUCCAUCUUUAUAUGUGACUGUUGGGAUGCAUUGUUUUGUAUCCCGUACAACGUGUCAACCUGGUCUCCUGCUUGUGAUAUGGAAAACUUGAUUUGCCACCAAGAGCGUACUUUAUACUUGCUUUGUGUCUGAGGUCAGAGCAGAGGCAUUCCUCCUUGUGUUUCUCCAUUGCCAGGGAAAGCAGUGCUCCAGUUUUGGGUUACACAUGUGCUUUUCAGUGUAGCAGCUGAAAUAGGAAUGCAUGCUCCUCUGUCUCUGUCAAUGCACAGCAAAGCCUGCUGGGAAAUCACAUCUAGACUGUUGACCCACAGUAUAAAGUGCCCCAUUUUGGGAUGAACAUUGCUGAUCUGGUCCAGAGCUGAAGCAGAUUUCCUUCACUCUUCUUCUUCCCUGCUCUCAUUUAUAUGUUGUAUAGAUGGUUGUAACAUCAAGCCUGGCUAACUAGUUGGUUGAUUUUUGCCUUACACAGUACUUCCGUCAUGUGGUUGGUACCAGAUUUAUUAUAAUUGUGCAUAUUUACUCUUAAGUUACUUGGGGUGGGAAAAUACGUGUUAUAAUAAAUAUUGAUCUAUUUUCUA
Messenger RNA from Pogona vitticeps (central bearded dragon), 3379 nucleotides. NCBI's taxonomy places the organism in Eukaryota, Metazoa, Chordata, Lepidosauria, Squamata, Agamidae. The record is from RefSeq and is a predicted model, not a curated record.